Messenger RNA from Fibroporia radiculosa, 1179 nucleotides. RefSeq lists its product as uncharacterized. Gene Ontology annotation, biological process: Golgi organization; Golgi to plasma membrane protein transport; Golgi vesicle budding. The record is from RefSeq and is a predicted model, not a curated record. Gene Ontology annotation, cellular component: cytosol; Golgi cisterna; trans-Golgi network. Gene Ontology annotation, molecular function: phosphatidylinositol-4-phosphate binding. Lineage: Eukaryota; Fungi; Basidiomycota; Agaricomycetes; Polyporales; Fibroporiaceae. The transcript has 3 exons. Bases 1 to 1179 code for a protein of 392 amino acids.
AUGGCCUCGACCGGUGGACUCUCCCGACGCCGUGUUCCUAACGCCUCCGGAUCUACCAGCACCUCGGACGACCCAGGCGAAGCAUGGGGCACCUCUCCUUCCCCCUCUGCGACGAACGGAAACGGAGCAGGUCUACCGCAACACGGCUCAGUACCGUCAGUGUCUCACGCUGGCUCUGCUUUCGAGGGCGGCAGCAAAAUUGCCUUUGACCCGCGAGAUCUGGAACGUGAAGACGAGGAUGAGCGACAAGGCGGCCGUGCUCCGCGGCUCACGAUCAUGGAGGAAGUGCUCCUGCUCGGUCUGAAGGACAAGCAGGGCUAUCUAUCCUUCUGGAACGACAAUAUUUCAUAUGCGCUACGAGGGUGCAUCCUCAUCGAGCUCGCUCUCCGGCGGCGUAUUGCGCUGGUGCGGGAUCCAAAUCGGCGGCAAGUGCCCCCAGCGGACCGAGUAGUGGAGGUCAUUGAUGACCGGCAAACGGGCGAGACGAUCCUGGAUGAGACACUUCGGAUGAUGAAAGCGCAGGAGGACAUCGAGCGGAUGGCGGUGAACACCUGGAUUGAUCUGCUUAGCGGCGAGACGUGGAACGUCAUGAAGAUCGGAUUCCAACUGAAGCAAGUGCGAGAGCGGUUAGCCAAGGGGCUCGUAGACAAAGGCGUAUUACGCACUGAGAAGCGUAACUUCCUGUUAUUUGACAUGGCGACGCACCCAGUGGCGGACGUCCGGACAAAAGAGGCCAUAGUAUCGCGUGUUGUCGCGACGCUGACCGCAACGACAUCUGCGGUUCCUGGUACCGCACUGCAGAAGGAGGGCACACAAGCCCGAGCGACCCGUGCGGUAUGUUUAGUGUGCGCUGCCUAUGCAGCGAGCGUGCUUGACAAUGCAUUCGGACGGUUGACAUACGAGGAGCGCGAGGCGGCCUUCCAACGAUGUGACGAGAUUCUGGCCGAGUUUGCGUGCUGGCCGUUCGGGAGCGCUAGUGCAUCAAAAGGCGGUGGGCCGACCCGGAAGAGGGAGGCGGCGCGCAUUGGGAUGGGCAGUACGGGGGUCAGUGGGCGGGAGGCAGUGCUGGGGCUGGUGUUAGAAGUUAGACGGGAGCUAAGAGGAGAAGAGGACUUGUGCUUCGAGCUAGUCGCGGGGGUGUUGGAGGUAUUGUCGAAGCUGGACUCGCUGCUGCUGUGA